AUGUCAAAAAGAUUUGACGUGAAGGAUUUGGGAAAAAGAUACAUUUUCCAGGCGUUAGUAGAUCUCGACUUUGUUUUUGUUUACCUUGACAAUGUGUUCAUCUUCUCUUCUUUCAUUAAAAAGCACGAAGAGCACCUUCACACUGUUUUUGGAACAUUGAAACAGUUCAGCCUCAGACUGAAUGUUUCUAAAUGUGAGUUCGGUAAAACGGACCUUGUCUUUCUUGGUCAUAUUGUUUCUUCCAAGAGUUCUCAGCCCUGCUCAAAGAAGGUAGAUGCCAUCCUCGACUUCCCUUUGCCAGUCACGAUUGCAGAUCUUCGCAGAUUCCUAGGGCUGAUCAACUUCUAUCGUCGUUGGCUUCCUCAGGCAGCCUCCUUACAGGCCCUUCUCUUUGAUUACACGGCUGAUUCAAAGAAAAACGAUCAGAGAGUCAUUGACUGGUCUCGAGAAGCCAAGCAAGCCUUUCAAACUACCAAGAGUCACUUGGCUGAGGCUACUCUCCUGGUCUAUCCAUCUUCUGAUGCAGAAGCACGUCUCGUUACAGACGCUUCUGAUGUUGCCGUGGGUGCUACCCUUGAGCAACUCUUCGAGGGAGACUGGAAACCCCUGGCAUUCUUUUCUAGAAAAUUAAGCCAAGCUCAAAACAAAACUACAGUGCGUACGAUUUUCACUACUGUCAUCGAAUACUUGCCAGGUUUGUCAAAUGUUGUGGCUGAUGCACUAUCUAGAGUAGAAGUCAUUCACCUUCCUCUUGAGUUAGAGCUUCCUAAACUGGCCAAGGAGCAACAACAGGACUCUAAGCUCUCAGAGCUGCUAAAAUCUCUUGCCCAUUCUCUCAAUCUAAAAUCCAUUAAAUUGGGUCACAGCCACACUAGUCUUUAUUGUGCUCUCAUUAGUAAGAUAAUUCGUCCUUUUAUUCGUAAAUCUCUACGUAGAAAAAUUUUUGAUUUAACUCAUUCCGCAUCUCACCUGGGUACGAAAGUUACUGAUCUGCUCAUCAAACAAAAACAUGUCAAAAACGAGCCUUUACAAUUCAUCGCUCCAGAUGAUCGGUUUCACCAUGUCCAUAUGGUCUUGGUUGGCCCUCUUAAUACCUCCCAAGGCUACUCUUACAUUCUCACGAUGAUUGACAGAUUCUCUAGGUGGGUGGAGGGUAUUCCUCUUAAGGAUAUGUCCACUGGUUCUUCGAGCGUUUCAGGAAUCUUGGGUUGCUCGCUUUGGAGCACCCAGAUUUUUGACCACCAAUCAGGGAUCGCAAUUCCAGUACAGCUCUUCCAAGCCUAUCUUUUUUUUCUCGGUUUUGAGAGAAAAAGAACGUUGGCUUAUCAUCCUGCUGCUAAUGGCAUGAUUGAGCGGUGGCAUCGUAGCUUUAAGGCGGCCGUGAUGUGUCACAAUAAUGCAGAUUGGAUCAAUUUUUUGCCCUUAGUGCUUCUUGGUCUACGUAGGGCAGUAAGAAGUGACACAAGUGCUUCCCCUUCGGAUUUUCUUUAUGGUACAAAUCUAAGGGUACCGAGGGAAUUCUUUCUUCCCAGCGAUUUCACUGCUGAUACUCAGAUUUUCAUUGAGAACUACAGAGAGCAUAUAAAAAAACUCGGACCUGUACCCAUCACACGCAGAUAUAAGCUCCGUGCUUUCUUUUUGAAGGAUUCACACCCCUUGAGCUUUCAAAGCCAGCACGUUUUGUCCCUGAUGACUUGGCUACUCCAGUGCUUGCUGACAGCUCUCAGGGAGUUCAAGAUUCUACUCCUCCUAUCCAUAUCCUUAAAACCUAUAUGUUACAAUCCAGAUGGACAACCUACAAGGCCAUCAAAUGCUUUCAAACACCCUUUUGUUCAACAACAACUUAUGUAA
Molecule: messenger RNA, 1851 nt
Organism: Copidosoma floridanum
Lineage: Eukaryota; Metazoa; Arthropoda; Insecta; Hymenoptera; Encyrtidae
Source: RefSeq, a predicted model, not a curated record